GAUGUGCGUAUUUCAGGCAACGCUGCCAGCGUGACGUAUAAUCUAAUGGACGGUUCUUCAGAAACAGCUCGUCAACCACUUCCGUUGCUUGCUAACCAAGAAAGAAGCCGAAAUAAGUUAUUUAUACGCUUUCGGAGUAUAUUAGCUACUCUGUUUUCGACACACUUCUGUGUCUAAACUUGUUAACCUAUUUAAUAUUACGUUUUUUGUAUUAGUCAGCUAUAGUAGCUGGCUGGUUUAGUUAACACUAGCCUAGUCGCUAAUGAUAGCUAGCUAACAUCCCCGACCAUGAGUUCACUCAACUACUCUCCUCCUGUUAAAGAAGAGGGGGUCUGCUGGACGGAGAAAGAGGGUCUGUGGCUGAACAUUGUUGUGAAAGAGGAGAAGGGAGAGGAGGAUGUCACGGUUAAACAAGAAGUAAAGGGUGAGGCUGUUACAGUGAAAGAAGAGGAAGACACGUUCAGAGUGAAAGAGGAGGAAGAUGUUACAGUAAAAGAAGAGGAGGAUGAGAAAGAGGAGGAUGCAGUUUUUGGAGUGAAGAAGGAGGGGGAGAUGACUGUCACGUUGAAGGAGGAAGAGGAGGAGGUUGGAGAUCUGUUUAACACCAGAGAGAUAUUUAACUAUCAUGGAGCCUCUGGGGAGCCUCAACAACCUUGUGAUGCUGAAGAGGCAGAGAAGAGUCUCUCCGGAUCAGAACAACUCAAUAAACACCUACAGAGAUCCACAGGGAAUAGAACUCACUGCUGCUCUGACUGUGGGAAGAGAUUCACCUCAUCAGGCAUUAAAAUUCAUCAGAGAACACACACAGGAGAGAAAUCUUACAGCUGUGGUCAAUGUGGGAAGAGUUUUGGUCGAUCUUGCCAUCUGACUCAACACCAGAGAACACACACGGGAGAGAAACCUUACAGCUGUGGUCAAUGUGGGAAGAGUUUUGGUCGAUCUUGCCAUCUGACUCAACACCAGAGAACACACACAGGAGAGAAACCUUACAGCUGUGGUCAAUGUGGGAAGAGUUUUACAACAUCUCGCUCUCUGACUCUACACCAGAGAACACACACAGGAGAGAAACCUUAUAGCUGUGGUCAAUGUGGGAAGAGUUUUGGUCGAUCUGGAGAGCUGACAGUGCACCAGAGAACACACACAGGAGAGAAACCUUAUAGCUGUGGUCAAUGUGGGAAGAGUUUUGGUCGAUCUGGAGAGCUGACAGUGCACCAGAGAACACACACAGGAGAGAAAUCUUAUAGCUGUGGUCAAUGUGGGAAGAGUUUUGGUCAAUCUGGCCAUCUGACUCUACACCAGAGAACACACACAGGAGAGAAACCUUACAGCUGUGGCCAAUGUGGGAAGAGUUUUGGUCAAUCUUGCCAUCUGACUCUACACAAGAGAACACACACAGGAGAGAAACCAUAUAGCUGUGGUCAAUGUGGGAAGAGUUUUGGUCGAUCUGGCCAGCUGAUGUCACACCAGAGAACACACACAGGAGAGAAACCUUAUAGCUGUGAUCAGUGUGACAAGAGAUACUCUGAUAAAAGAUCUCUGAUCAAACAUCAGACAAUGCAUACAUGAAGGAGUUAUUUCAUGAUAUUAAUGUCACAAUGUAUAAUGUUUUAAUGUUGUAUUUUAAGGAAUUUCACAAGGUAGAACCCUAAAAGUUUGCCCCAUUCAAUUGAUUUCAGCGUGAUAUGGAUAUUAGCCUUGGGAAAAAUCCAGGCUCUGAAUUGAAAGAGUACUAUUUAUGUGAUUUAACAAAAAGUGACUAACACAAAAAUAGUUGUGUUACCAUGUGAUGACCCACUUGAAUCAAAAUGCAACACUUCAAAAUGUAGCUUGCUGUUUUCUACAAGUUGUCCUCUAAACAGUGAUGUACACAUUA
This is a messenger RNA of Oncorhynchus nerka (sockeye salmon), 1873 nucleotides long. Its product is annotated as zinc finger protein 436-like. Gene Ontology annotation, molecular function: RNA polymerase II cis-regulatory region sequence-specific DNA binding; DNA-binding transcription factor activity. Gene Ontology annotation, biological process: regulation of transcription by RNA polymerase II. The transcript is spliced from 2 exons. NCBI's taxonomy places the organism in Eukaryota, Metazoa, Chordata, Actinopteri, Salmoniformes, Salmonidae. The coding region runs from base 289 to 1566 and encodes 425 amino acids. The record is from RefSeq and is a predicted model, not a curated record.